AAAUUUUUUCUACCGUGUGAACUGCUUGAGCCUCGACCAUGGCCGGCAAUAGAGCCAUAACGCUGGAGGAGAUCAUGAACGAAUCAGUCGACUUGGAACAGAUACCUGUAGAGGAAGUGUUGGAGCAGCUGAAAUGUACCAGGGCUGGACUAACUUCAGAGGAAGGAGCCCGUCGACUCCAAGUUUUUGGACCAAACAAACUAGAAGAGAAAAAGGAGAGCAAGAUUGUCAAGUUUUUGCGUUAUACGUGGAACCCUUUGUCAUGGGUGGAAGCUGUUGCUAUCAUGACUAUUGUCAUGGCAAAUGGACUUAGGGGAUCUACAGACUGGCUGGACUUUGUCGGUAUCGUUGGGUUGUUGCUGAUUAACUCUACCAUCAGAUUUAUAGAAGAAAAUAAAGCUGGUAAUGCUGCAGCAGCCCUCAUGGCUGGUCUUGCUCCCAAAACUAAGGUCUUAAGAGAUGGUAGAUGGAGUGAACAAGAUGCUGCAAUUCUGGUGCCAGGGGACAUAAUCACCAUUAAAUUGGGAGACAUAAUUCCUGCAGAUGCUCGUCUUCUUGAGGGUGAUCCUUUAAAGAUUGAUCAAUCUGCUCUCACUGGAGAAUCUCUUCCUGUCACUAAAAGCCCCUCAGAUGAAGUGUUUUCUGGUUCCAUAUGUAAACAGGGUGAAAUAGAAGCAGUUGUUAUUGCAACGGGUGUGCACUCGUUUUUGGGUAAAGCUGAGCAUUUAGUAGACAGCACCAAUCAAGUUGGGCAUUUUCAGAAGGUUCUCACAGCCAUUGGUAAUUUCUGUAUUUGUUCAAUUUUUGUUGGAAUGUUCAUUGAGGCGGUUGUCAUGUUCGGGAUCCAGCACCGCAUGUUCAGGGCUGGAAUUGACAAUUUACUAGUUCUCUUGAUUGGAGGGAUCCCGAUUGCCAUGCCAACCAUGUUAUCUGUCACCAUGGCUAUUGGUUCUCAGAGGCUCUCUCAGCAAGGUGCUAUUACCAAGAGAAGGACAGCCAUAGAGGAAAUGGCAUGCAUGGAUGUUCUCUGCUGUGACAAGACAGGGACUCUGACCCUGAACAAACUGACUGUUGAUAGAAACCUGAUUAAAGUGUUUCUAAAGGGGAUAGGGGUGGACCAAGUUAUCCUUUAUGCAGCUAGAGCUUCAAGAACUGAAGAUCAGGAUGCCGUUGAUGCGGCCAUUGUUGGAAUGCUUGCAGAUCCCAAAGAGGCACGAGCUGGUAUUAGGGAGGUUCAUUUCCUUGCAUUCAAUCCUGUAGACAAAAGAACUGCUCUUACCUACAUUGAUUCUUAUGGAAACUGGCAUCGGGCUAGCAAAGGUGCCCCUGAGCAGAUAUUGCACCUCUGCAACUCCAAGGGAGAUGUUCGGGAAAAGGUUCAUGCAGCAAUUGACCUGUUUGCUGAACGUGGACUUCGAUCAUUAGCAGUGGCAAUACAGGAAAUACCUGAGAAGACAAAAGAUAGUUCAGGGGAACCAUGGCAGCUUAUUGGUUUGUUGCCUCUAUUUGAUCCUCCAAGGCAUGACAGUGCUGAAACCAUUAUAAUGGCUCAAAUCCUUGGCGUGAAUGUGAAGAUGAUUACUGGUGAUCAGCUUGCCAUCGCCAAAGAAACUGGGAGGAGGCUUGGAAUGGCAACGAACAUGCACCCUUCUUCCUCCCUGCUUUUUGAAGAUAAGGAUGCUUCAAUUGCUGCUGCUUUCCCUAUAAAUGAGUUCAUUGAGACGGUAGAUGGAUUUGCUGGAGUACUACCAGGUGGUUUAAUAUAUUUCGGCAGUUGCGAACUUGGUAUUUUUGGGAUCAUUGUUGCAGUCUGUUGGUACUGUGUAAAGAAAUCGAGGAAAGCAUUACCUGAGAUACUCGGUGAAGUGAAGACAGCAACUGUUACUACGUCGAGUCAGCCGCAGCAUGUGGUUCCAAUUUGGGAGGUUGAUGCGCCCACCAUGGGGAAAUUUUUGCAAGAGUUUGCCAGGGAUAAGCCGGUGAGAUUCACUGCUCAGCAGCUCUGUGCCUUUACAGGCAAUCACUCAACCAGGUUGGGAUCUGGAGGAUUUGGGGUUGUUUACAGAGGGCAGUUUCCCACUGGAGUGAAGAUUGCAGUGAAGGUGCUCGAGAAAGGUUCUGAGAGAGCAGCAGGGGAGCAGUUCAUGGCAGAGGUAGGCACAAUCGGAAAAAGAUACCAUAUUAAUUUGGUUAGAGUUUCUGGUUUUUGCUAUGAUCAAUAUAUGAGUGCGCUUGUAUACGAAUUCAUGGAAAAUGGAUCGCUUGAUAAAUACUUGUUUGGGGAGAAGGAGAUGACUGGGUGGGAAAAAUUACAUGAAAUAGCGCUUGAUGAAAAAUUCUUCCCUAAAGUUGCUGAAUUUGGUCUUGCAACGCUCUGCAACAGAGAUAGUACUCCCGUUUCAAUCACUGGAUACAGGGGAACCCCGGGUUACUCUGCCUCGCAAUUCUUACUUAGGAAUCAUCCCAUAACAUACAACUGUGAUGUGUAUAGUUUUGGAAUGGUUUUGUUUGAGAUAGCUGGGAGGAGGAAAAACACGGUUAUUAGUUCCUCUGAAAGGCUUGAUUGGUUUCCAAAGCAUGUGUGGGAAAAGUACGAGAAGGGGGAAUUGACUGAAAUGACAGUAGAUUGUGGGAUUGAAGAGAAGGAUAGGGAAAAAACAGAGAGAAUGUCCGUGAUUGCAUUGUGGUGUGUUCAAGACUCACCAGAGGCUAGGCCACCAAUGAAUGCGGUGGUGAAGAUGUUGGCAGGAGGAGUGGAGAUCAAGCCGCCUCCUAAACCUUUUCAUUAUCUAUUCUCAGUAGUCAGUAGGGAUGAAUGCAGUCAAGCCAACUGCUGGUUCAAGUUUCUCCUUAAGUGAAGAAUCCAACUCUUAUUGGUACAAAGAGACUACACCCAUCAUGUCCAAAUAUGAAAUCCAAGUAGCUAGUAGUUAAGAAUACUAGUAAAAUCUAGUUUUUAGAAAAUGUAUGUUUUGUUUUAUUUAUUUAUUCAUUUAUUUUUUGGAGCAGUAAAGGUAGUUUAUUAUU
This is a messenger RNA of Rubroshorea leprosula, 3027 nucleotides long. NCBI's taxonomy places the organism in Eukaryota, Viridiplantae, Streptophyta, Magnoliopsida, Malvales, Dipterocarpaceae. The record is from the annotation of a GenBank genome assembly.